AUGUGGCUGCUUCAAACGGUUUAUCCGGAGCUUGGGAUGGGGGCUAUCAUGGCUGCAUCAAUGGCAUCCGGCAUCACCACCUCGAUCAUCCUCGAGACGUCCCUUCUCCGGCUAGGAGCUGAUCGGCUCUCGUGGCCGACUGCCGCUCGUACCGCGAUGGGGAUGAGUAUGGUGUCAAUGUUGGCGAUGGAAGUAGCAGAGAACGUGGUUGACUACCAUCUCACUGGUGGCGUGGUAGACUUUGGACAUUUGCAGUUUUGGCUCGCAGCUGUGGUAUCGAUGGGAGCUGGGUAUUUGGCUCCGUUGCCGUAUAAUUAUCUGCGGUUGCGGAAGUAUGGGAAGGCUUGCCACUGA
Molecule: messenger RNA, 354 nt
Organism: Aspergillus chevalieri
Lineage: Eukaryota; Fungi; Ascomycota; Eurotiomycetes; Eurotiales; Aspergillaceae
Product: DUF4396 domain-containing protein
Exons: 2
Coding region: 1-354 (117 amino acids)
Source: RefSeq, a predicted model, not a curated record